AUGUCAGCGUAUAUAGUCUCAAAAGCUGCACUGAACGCACAUACAAGGAUUCUAGCAAAGAAGUACCCCACUUUUCGUAUCAAUUCGGUCUGCCCUGGCUUUGUCAAAACAGAUAUAAACUACAAUGUCGGUGUCCUACCUGUCGAAGAAGGGGCUGCAAGGGUUAUGAAUUUAGCAUUGCUGCCAAUGAUGGCCCUUCUGGCUCCUUCUUUGUUCAGUAUGAAGUGUCAGAUUUUUAAUUGA
Prunus armeniaca (apricot) is the source of this 243-nucleotide messenger RNA. Lineage: Eukaryota; Viridiplantae; Streptophyta; Magnoliopsida; Rosales; Rosaceae. The record is from the annotation of a GenBank genome assembly.